Prunus armeniaca (apricot) is the source of this 276-nucleotide messenger RNA. NCBI's taxonomy places the organism in Eukaryota, Viridiplantae, Streptophyta, Magnoliopsida, Rosales, Rosaceae. The record is from the annotation of a GenBank genome assembly.
AUGGCAGCAACAUUGACGCUGGUGGUAGUUGUUGGGAUGCGGUGCUAUUCUUUACUCUGUGUUGACCAAAGAACUAUGCUUGGUCAUAGGAGGUUUUCUUUGUCCGAUUCUGAGCUGAAUUCUAGUGCUUCUCCAGGAUCAUUUUACUAUUGUUUAUGUGUUCUUCCUGCGUAUUCUCUCAUAGUUUCUGCUAUGUUGGGAUGUUCUGCGAUCCUCUCAUGUGGGUCUACUGUGUUCAUCUAUAGUUGCAGUUCUUGCCCGAGGUCUAUGUGUUAG